Molecule: messenger RNA, 2265 nt
Organism: Amblyraja radiata (thorny skate)
Lineage: Eukaryota; Metazoa; Chordata; Chondrichthyes; Rajiformes; Rajidae
Gene: pawr
Product: PRKC, apoptosis, WT1, regulator
Exons: 7
Coding region: 268-1344 (358 amino acids)
Biological process (GO): positive regulation of apoptotic process; apoptotic process
Cellular component (GO): cytoplasm
Source: RefSeq, a predicted model, not a curated record
ACAUUCUAGCCCAAAGAUCCUAUAGCGAGCUCUAGCCCUCUGCUACCUCCAGAGAAGGGUUGCGCCUUUGCUCGGGAUAACGCGGCGGCGGCGGCGGGUCCCAGUGCAGCGAGGCCGGGACUGUGGGUCGCGGAGCGGCACCUGAGACGGGGCAGGUAGGCGGGAGGGUCUCUGAGGCCGGGAGAUGCGACCUGGAACUUUUUUGGUGAACUUUUUGAAAAGUUUUUGGAAAGUUUGAGAACGUGUUUUUUUUUGGAGGCUGCGGCGAUGGCGAGCGGGGGUUACCGGCCCCCCGGGAACACCACUGACUUUCUGGAAGAAUGGAAGGCCAAGAGAGAGAAGAUGAGAGCCCGUUUCGCUGCCGCCACCGGCGCAAGUAACGCGGAGACCGGAUCCAACCGUAACGGCGCCGCUCCCUCGCUGGGCGAGCUGAACAAUAACGGGGGAGACCAGCCGGUGCUGCCCCCGUGGAGGGCGGCUGUACCGACCCCAGCCCCAGCCCCCUCCCCGGCACCGGUCCCGGUCCAUCCCCCAGUCCCUACCCCAGUCUCAGUCUCGGUCUCAGUCCCUGUCCCAGUCCCGGCCCCGCGGCGCGGGGAGGAGGAGGACGGCAGAAGCAGCGAAGGGGCCGCCAGAAAUUCGCCGGCGGACGGAGCCGAAGCGGAGACCCCACCGCCCGCAGCCGCCGCCGCCGACACCGCCUCCUCCUCGCCGCCACCGUGCGCCAAGGGCAAGGAGAAGAAAUGUUCCGGGCCGAGCGCCCGCAAGGGCAAGGGGCAGAUCGAGAAAAGGAAACUGCGGGAGAAGCGGAGGUCGACUGGAGUGGUCAACAUCCCCGCCGUUGAGUGUCCCGAUGAGGACAACGACACUUCAGAGCAGAAGCCGCACCAGAGGGAUGACACCACCACCCAGCAGAACACCAUCCUGAACGAGUCCGUUGCAUCAGAUGUCGGCAGCCCACAUUCCGAAACGUCCAGAACCACAACUCGAUGGAAAAGCUCCGUGGGAACCUUUGAUGAAGACACCGUGACGAGCUCGGCCAACAGCCGCUACUCGGCCCGAGGAGAGAAGCUGGGCUUUGGUCGCUACGGAAACUCCGCAGGCUCAACCUAUGGCGGUUCAUUAGACAAGAAGUUGGAGGAGGUUGAGACGGAACUCGCUAAGGAGAGACUGGAGAAUCAGAAGCUGAUGAAACUGUUGCAGGAUCGGGACGAACUCAUCGGGAAGCUGAAGGAGGAAGUCGACCUUCUUAACAGAGACUUGGACGAGAUUGAAGAUGAAAAUGACCAGUUGAAGCAAGAGAACAAGACACUGUUGAAAGUUGUUGGCCAGUUAACCAGGUAGAAGACCCCCCGCCCCUACCGCACGUCAUUCUGCGAUAGUUUGACUGGUAACGUGGCAUUCCCUGGACUUUGCUUUGCAAAAGAAACACAAGGGCUGGACCAAGAAUAAGAAAUUCACAGAACCCUCACCCGAGAAUAUUACACACCUUUUCCGAAGAUCUGUCUCACGUGCAAAGUUUUGCAUUACUUUAGGCCUUUGAUCGCAGCUGCUGAGUUUGUUUGUAUGUUCCCCCAUUGUGUCUGCACCAUCUUCUGCUCCAGCGUCCAUUUAUAAACAGAUUGCCGGUUUAAAUUAUGGCUGUGAAACGCAAGCCCGGGUCUCCUGCCCGUGGCUCCGGCUACAUUCAAACCCCACAAGAGAAGUGUGCGUGCUUCGAGAGUGACAAGAGACAAGGUUUGGAAACACUGAUGCUGAGGAGUGAGAUACAUCGCUGUUGCAAAUAAACCUUUGCUCCGUGGACAAAAACUCAUACCCUACCACAUUUACAUGCACAAUAUCAUAUAUUCAAAGCUUGCUCUGUAACUUUGCUGGCCGCUCAUUUCACCCACAGGAAAUUUAUGCUCAAUCUCACGCUAAACCAUUGCGGAGAUGCUCUUCAUAAGCAGGAGGUCUCCGCUCAAGCCCCCACCAUUCAUAUGAUGACGGCUGAUCUAUCUCCAGACCCCAUCUCUAUUAUGUCAGUCCCCCCCGAGGCCAUCGAUCUCCUGGUCUUCCUAAAUAUAUCUACCUCCAUUUUAAAUACACCGAAUAAUUAUGGCUCCACAACCUUCCAGGGUAGAGCGUUCCAGAGAUAGUUCUUUAGACUUUAGAGACACUGAACGAAAACAGACCCUUUGUCCCACUGAGUCCGCGCCGACCAGUAACACCCGUACACUAGCACUAUCCUACACACUUGGGACAAUUUACAAUUUUACCGAAGCC